AUGGACAAAAUCCUGAUCCUCCAGAUGAGGAUGAUGAAGCUGAGCCCCCCCAGCGACCCUCUGCUGCGGCCGUAUUUCCCCGCCCGGCACGGCCCUCGGCACCACCACAGGCACGUCAGAGACUGCCAGCCCGUCAAGUACGGCAACAUAACAUACGAAGCCUGGCCCAGCGACAACAGGACGGGCGGCCCAGUGGCUACCACCAGAACGUUUGUUUCUUACAUCCCCCCAGAGGGCGAGGACCGCAAGGCGGUCUAUGGCCACUUCACUUUUGUGAGGAACCCCCUGCGGACCGUCUCUGUGCUAGAGCCGGGCGGCGCGGGAGGCUGCCAGGCUUACCGCAGGGCCCCCGUGGAAGAGACCGCAAAGCUCGGGAAGUGUCUGGUGGCCCAGAACGGUGGGUACUUCGACAUGGGAACCGGAGAGUGCCUUGGGAACGUUGUGAGCGAUGGAAAGCUGGUGAGAAACUCUGGAGGCCUGCAAAACGCUCAGUUCGGCAUCCGGAAGGAUGGCACCAUGGUGUUUGGUUACCUGUCUGAGGAAGAUGUCUUGGAUCAAACAAACCCUUUUGUGCAGCUUGUGAGUGGGGUAGUUUGGCUCCUACGAGACGGAGAAGUGUACAUCAGUCAGAGUCAAAUGGCUGAGUGUGAUGAAAUUCAAACCACAGGAACCUUCGACAAGUUCAUCAACGUGAUAUCAGCCAGGACUGCAGUUGGACAUGACAAUCAGGGGCAGCUGGUCUUGGUUCACGUGGAUGGACAGACAGAAUCCAGAGGGGUCAACCUCUGGGAAAUGGCUGAAUUUCUGAAGCAGCAGGGAAUCAUCAAUGCUAUCAACCUGGAUGGUGGAGGGUCUGCAACGCUGGUCUUAAACGGGACCCUCGCAAGCUACCCGUCUGAGCACUGCCCCUUUGACAGCAUGUGGCGUUGCCCUCGGAGCAUCUCGACCAUCGUGUGUAUCCACGAGCCCACCUGUGAGCCUGCAGACUGCAGCGGUCACGGGGACUGCGUGCAAGGGGAGUGCCACUGCACUGGGGACUUCUGGAGAGGCCCAGCCUGUGACAUCUUGGACUGUGGCCCUUCCAACUGCAGCCUGCAUGGCAUCUGCACCGACGCUGGAUGCCUGUGUGACGCUGGCUGGAUUGGCAGCAACUGCAGUGAAGCUUGUGCUAGCGGUUUCUAUGGGGACGCUUGCACCCAGAAAUGCCGGUGCCAGAACGGUGGCUCGUGUGACCCCGUGCACGGAGCCUGCUCCUGCCCGGCUGGGUACUACGGCACCAGCUGUGAGCAAGAGUGUCCCAUGGGCUGGUAUGGGCCAAACUGCCAGAAACCCUGUGCGUGUGAACACAUGUGUCCCUGCGACCGGGAGACGGGCAGCUGCAACACCACCUACGAAUUGGCAAUACAGGACCAGUUAAACAAAGCUGGGCGAUGUUUGGCUUCCCAGAAUAAGGGAAGGAGCAAAGAAAAAUUCUCUCUGUCAGAGUAA
Molecule: messenger RNA, 1488 nt
Organism: Pygoscelis adeliae (Adelie penguin)
Lineage: Eukaryota; Metazoa; Chordata; Aves; Sphenisciformes; Spheniscidae
Gene: NAGPA
Product: N-acetylglucosamine-1-phosphodiester alpha-N-acetylglucosaminidase
Exons: 10
Coding region: 1-1488 (495 amino acids)
Source: RefSeq, a predicted model, not a curated record